GGAGCUGUUGUCAUCGGAAUGAUGCCUGGAGCGAGUCCAGUAACAGCCUGAUGUUGUCUGCUGCUGCUGCUGCUCGAAGAAGUUGUGCAACCAGUAAAACCACCUCGGAGUGAGAGUGGAGAAAUACGAAAACGUCACAUGAGAUCUCCCGGAACUCUGCAUUUCUCUGUUUUUCUUACUUCUGAAAGUUUAUUCAGUUUAUCCAGUUUGACGUCCUGCACCGACGACGAGUUGCCUUGAAGCCGGAAACCUCCCACCUUAUGUCGGUUGGUAGGACUAAUAAAGCGACAAUACAAAAGCCAAGUUGGUGCUGAGUGUCAUUAUGAGAUGUCGUCUCCAAGCGCCUCCUUCGUGCAAAUCAAGUUCGAUGACAUCCACUUCUAUGAGAACUGUGGCGGCGGCAGCUUCGGAAGCGUCUACAGAGCCAGGUGGAUCUCUCAGGACAAAGAGGUGGCAGUGAAAAAACUGCUCAAGAUUGAAAACGAGGCUGAAAUCCUCAGUGUCCUCAGCCACCGUAACAUCAUCCAGUUCUAUGGCGCCAUCGUUGAGGCUCCCAACUAUGGAAUUGUCACUGAAUAUGCGAGCGGUGGAUCGCUGUAUGAUUACCUGUCCAGCGACGAGAGUGAGAGAAUGGACAUGGGGCAAAUCAUGACAUGGGCUGCAGAGAUUGCCAGAGGAAUGCACUAUUUACAUUCAGAAGCCCCUGUGAAGGUGAUCCACAGAGACUUAAAGUCCAGAAAUGUUGUUUUGGCAUCAGACAAGGCUCUCAAGAUCUGUGAUUUUGGGGCGUCCAAGUUUCUGACCCACACAACACACAUGUCUUUGGUUGGCACGUUUCCCUGGAUGGCACCGGAGGUGAUCCAGAGCCUGCCUGUGUCUGAGACCUGUGACACUUUUUCCUUCGGUGUGGUGCUUUGGGAAAUGCUCACCCGGGAGAUCCCCUUCAAAGGCCUGGAGGGGUUACAGGUGGCCUGGCUGGUGGUGGAGAAAAGCGAGAGGUUAACUAUCCCGAGCGGCUGUCCUGCCAGCUUUGCAGAGCUCAUGAGGAGCUGCUGGGCAACAGAGCCAAAAGAAAGGCCAAUGUUCAAGCAGAUCCUCUCUACUUUGGAGUCCAUGUCUAACGACAGCCAACUUCCUCAACAGUGCAACUCUUUCCUUCACAACAAGGCUGAAUGGAGGAUCGAGAUCGAGGCCACGCUGGAUAGGCUGAAGAAGCUGGAGAGAGACCUGAGCACCAAAGAGCAGGAGCUGAAGGAGCGAGAGCGGCGUCUAAAGAUGUGGGAACGCAAACUCAUCGACCAGUCCAACAGCCCGUUGCUGCCCACUCUUGACAUCUAUACAUGGACAGAGGGGCAUGUGUAUUUCUGGAUGCAGCAAGUGUUUGGCGCAGGGGAAGGUAUAUGUGGCAUGCACCUCUACGCUGACUUGUUUAAGGAAAAUCACAUCACCGGAAAGAGAUUGUUACUGCUCACAGAAAACGACAUGCGGGAACUGGGGGUUAAGUCCAAAGGCCAUGUCAUGCACCUCAAGGCUGAAAUCGAAAAGCUUACCCAUGACUACCUUGGGUUUGUCCACUUCCCUCCACUGUUGAAGGAUGAGCUGGAAAAGGAGGUGGAGAGGGUGAAAACUGUAAAUCUGGAGCUGGUGUUUGGGUACCACUGGAAACCAGGAACUGGUAAAUCUGACUGCAAAUGGAAAAUGUACGUGGAGCUUGAUGGAGAUGAUGUUGCAGUAACCUACAUCAAAGAUGUCGUCUUCAAUGCCAACCGCCAGGAUGUGGAAAUCCUGCGGAUGACGAAGCCUCCUUUUGUGAUGGAUAAAUGGAUCGUUGGAAUGUCACAGAACCAGAGAGUAGACUACACAGUUAAUUAUGAGAAUGAUGUCAAGUCACCAAAGACAACCAGACACAGCUCUUCAAUAACGUGGAGUUUCGUAGGUGGACAAGAUGAAAUCAAGACUGUGGAGAUGGUCAUCGAAACAGCACCGACUGAUGACGACUAUGACACCAGAGCCAAGAAUUGUUGUGAUAUUGAUCCUACAUGGAUGCAAAGUAUAAGGCUGAAGCAGAUGUUAUCCCAGAAAUCCCAGCAGCCAACUGCUCCUCCGUCUUCCUCGGAGGCCCGCACUCUGCCACAGUUCCUGUCUGCACAUGAAAGCCAGAGCUGUUCCUAUGCUGGAGCUGUGCGUCGCUCGCCAAACCGUGUCAAUGCAUCACCCUGGAUCGACUCACGUAGCUCCUCACCUACCACCAGCCUGUCUGCCAAACUUUCUCCGCUUCAUCUUGGGUCAAAGGGCAGCAGCCCAUCCAGUACGACAUCAGAGAGCACCUUGGAAAGGGAACGAGAGCGCCCCCUUAGUGCAGGGCCAGCGUAUAACUCAAGCAGAAACCCCUACUUUGGCACCACGUUAACUGUGGGAGGUGGGCAGGGAAGGGGUCAAGCAUGGACCAAUAGUAGAGGUAGCUAUGCUCAUAACAAAACCAGCAAAACCUCAAGACAGCCAGGGAGGCAGCGGUCUAACAGUUACAGUGUCCCACCACUGAACCACCCCUCUAUGAUACCAGGUAUAUUGUCUGUGACAGGAAGCCCUAGUGAGGAAAAAGAGGGAGGCAAGGCCAGCGAUGGGGGAUGGAUCAAAGUGGAGCGGCAGAAAAGAUUACCACGCCAGGACAAUAAACAAGUCAGAGGUCGGCCAAGGAGAGGGGGCAGGGGGGGACGUGGUGCUGGAGCAAGAUCAUAAUGUGGGCCUUUUUAAAUAUUAAAUGCACUGAGAGUUUUACAGAUAAAUUAUGUCUAGUUGCAUGCUCAUAAAUGAACUGCUUAUUGUAAAAGAAUAACACUGAUGAAUAUAUUUAUGACCUUAUGUUUAUUUUCUUUAACUGGCUCCUGUCAGGUUUAUAAAAACUAUGUAUUUAUUACUAUUUUAAAUAAGGACAAAUUCAGUCAUUCCUCCCACACUUUCCCUAUUAAAUGUCUGAUGGCAAUGGCUGCACAAAAUGAUAAUUUUCUGUCUAUUUUUUACAUAAAUAAACAUUUUUUAUUCUGUGA
Notolabrus celidotus (New Zealand spotty) is the source of this 3047-nucleotide messenger RNA. It is a transcript of the gene map3k20a, whose product is annotated as sterile alpha motif and leucine zipper containing kinase AZK. Gene Ontology annotation, biological process: protein phosphorylation. NCBI's taxonomy places the organism in Eukaryota, Metazoa, Chordata, Actinopteri, Labriformes, Labridae. Gene Ontology annotation, molecular function: protein binding; ATP binding; protein kinase activity. Gene Ontology annotation, cellular component: cytoplasm. The record is from RefSeq and is a predicted model, not a curated record. Bases 328 to 2739 code for a protein of 803 amino acids. The transcript is spliced from 21 exons.